Messenger RNA from Phacochoerus africanus (Common warthog), 1415 nucleotides. RefSeq names its product chromatin accessibility complex subunit 1 (gene CHRAC1). Lineage: Eukaryota; Metazoa; Chordata; Mammalia; Artiodactyla; Suidae. The record is from RefSeq and is a predicted model, not a curated record. Gene Ontology annotation, cellular component: CHRAC; nucleus. The coding region runs from base 100 to 489 and encodes 129 amino acids. The transcript has 3 exons. Gene Ontology annotation, molecular function: protein heterodimerization activity.
AACUCCCACGGGGCAGCGGGACGCCGCUCCCGCACCAACCGAGCGGGCCGGCCACUUCGCGGCGGGUCGGGGCUGCCGCCGCGGGGGCGGGGCGCAGAGAUGGCGGACGGGGUCGCGGGCAAGGACAAGUGCGGGGAGCCUCGGCUGGUGUCGCUGCCCCUGUCCCGCAUCCGGGUCAUCAUGAAGAGCUCCCCCGAGGUGUCCAGCAUCAACCAGGAGGCGCUGGUGCUCACGGCCAAGGCCACGGAACUCUUUGUUCAGUAUCUAGCCACCUAUUCCUACCGACAUGGCAGUGGAAGAGAAAAGAAAGCUCUCACUUACAGUGAUUUAUCAAACUCUGCAGAGGAGUCGGAAACUUUUCAGUUUCUUGCAGGCUGCCAGAGAAGGAAGACCCAGCUCAUCCUAGACACGUCUGUUCUUCUAUCCAGUGCCCUCCGAAGUGUGUGUGCCCAGCCCCCACAUCCUCAGGGUAAUGCCUGGCUCUGCUGAGUCCACUGUUCAAGGAGCAGGCCUGUACAGAAUAAGGCUUUAGACUGCAGUCACCGAAGGCAGGUUUCCAUCUCAGAAGCCUGGAAUCUGAGCCUGUGCUGAAGGAAGUGCCCAAAUAAAUGAGUAAUAGAAGCGCUUUUGGAGAGGCAGCUGUAAAUACGAGGAAUUUUAUUUUAUUUUUUGCUGACAUACUAUGAGGCAAAACAAAAUUGACACCAUACAAAAUAACUUUAUAAAAUAUCAUUCACAUCAUAUUUUAUCAGAUUUACAGCAUUCUGUGCAUGUUAAGGGUUAUGUAAGGAGGUGAAAAAACACUAUGCCAAACUUUUAGUAUUAGUUUAUAUACACACAAUAAGAAACAAAACAAGUAACUGUUAGGUUUUCCAUGAAUUUAUUGCAAAAAUAGUGCAAACUACUUAACCUAGUAAGCUGUAAAACAAACUCGAAAGGACCCAGCUAAGCUUAAACACGACAAUAGAUGCUCAGUGUCUCAGCCUGUAGCUUUCUUCACCAGUUUGUCUUUGUCAGUCAAGACCACUCCCCAUCUGUUCAGUUUAGGGCGAGUGCUGGGGAACAGAGAUGUGUGAAGACUGGCCCUUCAGAGGCCAGAUCGAUGCGGCUGCCUGGUGCCAGCAAUACCUUUAGGGUCAUGCUACUUACUUACUCAAUGGCAAUUUGGUGAGGUCUGUGUGGAAAAUAUGAAGAUGCCAUGAUUAUUUAAAUCUGACUUUAGAAACAAGUUGUCCAACCUCUUGAUGAAAUGGAGAAAAGAAUUAAGAAAGCAGCAUGAACAGAAAGGACUGGGAACAUUAUUGUCUGCUUAUAAACAUGGUAUCCUUUUCUCAGGUGUAUCUGGGUAAAGUAUUCAUCUACGGGUGGGCAACCUUUGAACCAGAGAGUUAAAAAAAAAAAAAAAGUUACUGUAU